Molecule: messenger RNA, 6215 nt
Organism: Syngnathus acus (greater pipefish)
Lineage: Eukaryota; Metazoa; Chordata; Actinopteri; Syngnathiformes; Syngnathidae
Gene: adamts3
Product: ADAM metallopeptidase with thrombospondin type 1 motif, 3
Exons: 23
Coding region: 239-4003 (1254 amino acids)
Biological process (GO): extracellular matrix organization; proteolysis
Cellular component (GO): extracellular matrix
Molecular function (GO): metalloendopeptidase activity
Source: RefSeq, a predicted model, not a curated record
GGCAGGCAGGCAGGCAGGUCGCGCAGCUGUGCAGCGGCCGAGACGCGAGCGGCGGUGGACCCACGCAAAAUUUUGGAGUGACAGUGACCCCAAAAAGUCACGCAACUAGCCUCACUGCACUCCUUGCGUUAUUUCAAAGAAACAAACAAAAACAAGACAGAGGCAACAUUUUGCCGCACACUCCAUCUCUUUUUUGGAUCAACUUUAUUUCUUAUUGAUUUCCUUGACAAGACUCGUGAUGGCCGCGUUGUCACUCGCCUCGUUGGUGCUACUGGGAUUUAUCGCGACUUCAGCCUCCAAGGCUGGUGAAGGUGAUCGAGAAGAUCAUCUGAAGCGCCGUCUGAAGGAAUACGGCUUGGUCACUCCAUUCAGCACCGACGCCCACGGACGCUUCCUGUCCCACCUGCUGUCGGCCACCCACAAGCAACGGGUCAGGAGGGAGGCGUCCACGACACCGCCCCCGACGCUCCCACCCACCCCAUCGGAUCGGCUCUUCUUCAACAUCAGCGCCUUUGGCAAGGAGUUCCACCUGCGACUGCGGCCCAACAACCGGCUGGUUGCACCGGGCGCCACGGUGGAAUGGCACGACGACGAAGGCUUUGGGACCGCAGGCGGAGCUUCCCGACCCUUCGCCAACCAGACGGCGUCCGACAACGGGACGACGAGGAUAAGCUUGCUGAAGACAGACUGCACCUUCGUGGGCGACAUCACUGACGUCGCCGGGGCCUCGGUUGCCAUUAACAACUGCGACGGUCUGGCCGGCAUGAUCCGGACGGAUGCGGACGAGUAUUUCAUUGAACCUCUGGAGAGGGGCACCCAGGAGCUGGAGGACCAGGGCAGAGUCCACGUGGUGUACCGCAGGUCAGCCGUGCUGCAGGGCCCAUCCGACAUCUCGGUGGACUACCACAAGCCAGAAGCAGAGUUGCCGGACGUUCCCGGGACUCUGGAUGCAGUUGCGCGGCAGAUCAACGAGACGGUCCAGCAGCGGCGACGGCGGGACGCUGGCGAGAACGACUACAACAUCGAAGUCCUGCUGGGAGUGGACGACUCGGUGGUUCGAUUCCACGGGAAGGAACAUGUGCAGAACUACCUACUCACACUCAUGAAUAUUGUAAACGAGAUUUACCAUGACGAGUCCCUGGGGGUCCACAUCAACGUGGUCCUCGUGAGGAUGAUCAUGCUGGGCUAUGCCAAGUCCAUCAGCCUCAUCGAAAGAGGCAACCCGUCACGCAGCUUGGAAAAUGUAUGCCGCUGGGCUUUUGGCCAGCAGAAGGGUGACGUUGACCACGCCGAGCACCACGACCACGCCAUCUUCCUCACUCGACAAGGCUUCGGUCCCACGGGAAUGCAAGGUUACGCUCCCGUAACCGGAAUGUGCCACCCAGUCCGGAGCUGCACCCUCAACCAUGAAGACGGCUUCUCCUCCGCCUUCGUAGUGGCUCACGAGACGGGUCACGUGUUGGGCAUGGAGCACGACGGCCAAGGUAACCGCUGCGGGGACGAGACGACGAUGGGCAGCGUGAUGGCUCCUCUGGUCCAGGCGGCUUUCCACCGCUACCACUGGUCAAUGUGCAGCGGGCAAGAACUCAAGCGAUACAUCCACACGUACGACUGCCUGCUGGACGACCCCUUCAAACACGACUGGCCGCAGCUCCCCGAGCUGCCCGGGAUCAACUAUUCCAUGGACGAGCAGUGCCGCUUCGACUUUGGCGUAGGCUACAAGAUCUGCACCUCGUUCCGCACGUUCGACCCGUGCAAGCAGCUGUGGUGCAGUCACCCCGACAACCCUUACUUCUGCAAGACCAAGAAAGGCCCGCCCCUCGACGGAACCGAAUGUGCGCCUGGCAAAUGGUGCUACAAGGGUCACUGCAUGUGGAAGAAUCCCAGCCAGGUGAAGCAAGACGGCGCCUGGGGCCCGUGGGGUAAACAUGGCUCCUGCUCCCGCUCCUGCGGGACCGGCGUCCGCCUCCGGACGCGACAGUGCAACCAACCCACUCCCCUCAAUGGCGGCCAGGACUGCCCUGGGGUCAACUUUGAGUACCAGCUGUGCAACACAGACGACUGCCCUAAGCAUUUUGAGGACUUCCGAGCACAACAGUGUCAACUCCGCAACUCCCACUUUGAGUUCCAAAGUGCCAAGCACCAUUGGCUGCCCUACGAGCAUCCCGACGCCAACAAGAGAUGCCAUUUGUACUGCCAGUCCAAGGAAACGGGCGACGUGGCCUACAUGAAGCAGCUGGUGCAUGACGGCACGCGAUGCUCCUACAAGGACGCCUACAGUGUCUGCAUCCGCGGCGAGUGUGUGAAAGUCGGCUGCGACCGUGAAAUCGGCUCCAACAAAGUUGAGGACAAGUGCGGCGUUUGCGGAGGAGACAACUCCCACUGUCGCACCGUCAAAGGAACCUUCACCCGGACUCCCAAGAAAGCCGGGAAAACCAGAGGAGCCUUCUCGUUGCCCAAAGGAGCUCGCAAUGUCUUUUUAAAUGAGAGCGAAGAGUUUAGAAAUGUCAUCGGCUACCUUAAGAUGUUUCUCAUUCCUCCUGGAGCUAGACAUGUCAUCAUCCAAGAACAUGAGGCCUCCCCUCAAAUUCUUGCAAUCAAGAACCAGGCGACGGGCCACUACAUCCUCAACGGCAAAGGAGAGGAGCUCAAGUCCAGGACCUUCAUCGAUUUGGGCGUGGAGUGGCACUACAACAUCGAGGAAGACGUGGAAACGCUACACACCGACGGACCCCUGCACGACCCCGUGGUGGUUCUGAUCAUACCCAAAGAAAACGACACGCGCUCCACUCUGAUGUACAAGUACAUUAUCCACGAAGACUCGGUGCCCGUCAACAACAACAAUGUGAUCCAGGAGGACACGUAUGAGUGGGCCCUCAAGAGCUGGUCUCCUUGCUCUAAGCCCUGCGCCGGAGGCUACCAAUACACCAAGUACGGCUGCCGGAAGAAAGGCGACACCAAGAUGAUCCACAGGGGCUACUGUGACGUCGGCAAAAAGCCCAAACCCAUAAGACGCAUGUGCAACCUGCAGGACUGCACGCAACCCCAGUGGAUCUCGGAUGAAUGGGAACAUUGCACGCGCACGUGCGGCAGCCUGGGCUUCCAGGUGCGCACGGUGCGCUGCGUCCAGCUGCUGCACGCCGCCGCCAACCGCUCGGUGCACAGCAAGUACUGCAGCGGCGACCGGCCCGACACUCGCAGGCCCUGCAACCGUCUGGCCUGCCCCUCGCACUGGAGGACGGGAGCCUGGUCCGAGUGCUCCGUCACUUGCGGCGAGGGCACGGAGAGGCGACUGGUCACCUGCCGAAUUGGAGACCAUUGCGGCGGAGACAAGCCGGAGAACGUGCGCAUAUGCCGGCCUGGACCAUGCCACGACGAGCCCUGCCACGGAGACAAAUCCAUCUUCUGCCAGAUGGAAGUUUUGGCUCGCUACUGCUCCAUCCCGGGCUACAACAAACUCUGCUGCGAGUCAUGCAGCAAACGGGCGACAGGGGGCACUUUUUUCUCCGAGCCAGAGGACCACGUACGCUUCGGUUCUGCCUCUCAGUUGCUGGAGACGCUGAUGGCCAAUGCCACACGCGCCGCUAAACAACAACAAAAUGCCAGCAAACGGCAACAAAAUGGCAAUAAGCCACAGGAAAAUGGUGGCAAACAGCAACAAAAUGGUGGCAAACAGCAACAAAAUGGCGGGAAAGCACAGCCAAAUGGCGGGAAAGCGCAGCCAAAUGGCGGGAAAGCGCAGCCAAAUGGCGGGAAAGCGCAGUCAAAUGGCGGGAAACAGCAACAAAGUGGUCGGAAACAGCAGCUAAACAACGGGAAACAACAACAAAACGCCGGCCGAUCGAGACUGGUCACCACGCCUGCCCCACCCAAGAAAGCCAAAACGGCGCCAACGCCCCGGAGGAACCCGAGGGACGCCGCCCACGACGAGAGGCAGCGGCCCGCGGAUGGCGGCUUCACCGACAGCCGGUGGCCCACCACGUACUCGCAAGUGGAGAGAUGAAAGUGCCGCCUUCGUUUAAUGGGACUACGCAGACACAGCAGCUUCAUCCUUCACCCGCUAACAUCGACGACGACGUCCUCAUCAAAGACACAAACAAAGAGGUGCUGGUUCACUUUGUUAUUUAGAGUUACCGAGCUGUCGUAGAUAGGAAGCCAGAGCAGUUAUUUCACAAAGGGCACAAACAUUUCAAGGGAUUUUUGUCAAACACAAAACCAUUCAAAUCACACAUAGGAGCAAUGAAACUCUUUCCGGAUGUCAAACAGAAACCUCACUUUAUUUUUCUUUAAUGUUGAGCAACAAAAGUUCUUGCUGUCAUAACAUGCGGAAACGACCCUAACAAUGUUGAGAUGAAAAUCGGAUCAUUUUUAACACACAUCAAAGCCAACAAAGUUCCUCGAAAAUCCACCGUGUGUUAUCAUCGGAGAAUUUAGUCUCGAUAAACAUACGCGUUUGAAUAAAUAUCAACUCGGAAAGGCCGUUUGCUGUAAAAAUACAUAUAGUUCUGGACAUCAAAGCUAAUUUAGUCAUCAAUGACCCUAAUAGGUUUGACUUUUAUAUAUAAAAAAAUAUAUAUAUUUAGUCUUCAAUGAGACUUAAGCGAUUUCCCCAAACAUCAAGGACAGAUACCUUUUUGAGAAAAGCAAGGGACACACGUUGGGAGACAAAUUGGACUUUUAAGAACUUGUGUGUCUUAUAAGACAUCAAAGAUAAUUUAAAGUCUACAAUGAACCUUUUAAAAAAUCAAAAACAACUACUCUUGAGAGAAGUAACAAAAUGUCCCAUUCAAUUUAGUCCCUACAAACAGAAUCAUACCUGUUUUCAUAAAUAUUAAAUGAUAUUUAUUGUUGCGAUUUAUUGUCUUCUUGAACAUCAAAGGCAGUUGCUCUUUUUAUUCAAAUCAAAAUUCUGCAUAUGGCAUACUUAGUACAAGGUGAUAUGGAAUUAUGACAUGACAAUGAUUUUGUAUUUACAAACUGGAUACAUUUUCUCCUUUACCAUCUCAGUGUUUAACAAUAUGAAACUGUUAACAUAUGUGUUUGUACCUACCUGGAUGUAGCAGCUGUAACUUUCCAAAGCUACAGCCACAGCUAGCUUUGUCUUAGCUUCACUCACUGAAAAGGAUUUUUGAUGAAAACAACGCACAACAGCUACACGUUUGCCGAAAGUAUUCUCUACUUACACAUUAGCAUGUUUAGCAUGUGCUAACAGUCAUCCGCCUAGCAUGGGUGGAUUUUACAAAUGAUUUUGAUUUACCAUGGUGCAACACAAUUGGCACAAAACCGGCUGCCAAUCUUUUACCUUCAUUAGCGUCUCGAGCAAGUCGCUCCCAUCUUUACCCUGAACUAACAUCUUUAGCAUCCUAAUGUGAUCACAAGUGUUGAUCAUUUGGAUGGGCGUUUUCACAAUUUUUUUGGAUUAACAAUGACAAAUGGAAUAUUCCGAACCUCCUUCCAGAGAAUUCAUAUUUGAUACUUGAAUACAUGCUAGAAUUAAAUGUAGUGUCUCGCUAUAUCUGCCCAUUUCUUCCGUUUAUAGCUUGGCUUUGCUCACGUCCAACAUUUUAGCAAUGAUCGAAAUGGCGUUUUUGAUGACUGAAGAAGACAACACGAAGAAAAACAGAAAACAACAACGGAUUUCCUCACAAGCACGCCAUGCAUCUGACUGCAAUAAAAACACAACACAACAAUGUACAACAAUGUAUAGUACGUGUAUAUAGAUAGCAUUGAGUGCAAACAUAUUUAUUGAAGGGCGGUGCUGAUUGCGCAAUAACAUUUUUUUUACUUUUCCAGUAAGAUUCUCAUUUUUAAAUUUUUUAAAUGAUUUUUUUUUUUUUUUAAGUGUACUAGGAUAGAACUGACAUUGUUUUUUGCAAACAAUUAGAUGUAAAUAUACACGCUCAAUUUUGAGAUGUUUGUCACCAGGCUGUCUUUUCACAGCUGUUUUUGUUUGUAGCAACUGACCCGACGAGCGCUUCACGCUAACCGCUAGUGUAGUUGUUAGCUGCGCGUCGCUGCCGAGCUUUGUAAUGACGCUAGUCGCGCAGGACAAAACCCCUGAGCCUCCUUCCAGUACUGUAUCCAUACAACCUGUGCAUUGUCAUGUCUCCAUUGUGCUUGUCUUGUGUAUUUUGUGUAGAUUCAAGUGUACACUACUACUGAUGCUGUUUGUUGGAAUGGGGAGCACAUAGCAAUAAAGAAUAGGAUCAACAUGG